Molecule: messenger RNA, 1575 nt
Organism: Ostreococcus tauri
Lineage: Eukaryota; Viridiplantae; Chlorophyta; Mamiellophyceae; Mamiellales; Bathycoccaceae
Product: Peptidase A22B, signal peptide peptidase
Exons: 1
Coding region: 1-1575 (524 amino acids)
Biological process (GO): membrane protein proteolysis
Cellular component (GO): lysosomal membrane; lumenal side of endoplasmic reticulum membrane; cytoplasmic side of endoplasmic reticulum membrane
Molecular function (GO): aspartic endopeptidase activity, intramembrane cleaving
Source: RefSeq, a predicted model, not a curated record
AUGCGUGCGUGCUCGUGCCUCGGGAUCCUACUCUUGACGGUCGUUUUCGCGUCGCACGGCGCGAAUGCGGCUUCGUUGUGCGCGGUGCGACAGGAGGCGAAAGUCUUGAAGGUGGAGCUAGAUUAUCAGGACGAGUUGACGGUGUUUCCGGGCGCGUUGGCGCUCUUCGGAGGGGACGUUGAGGGCAACGUAACGCGAGGGCCGUGGACGCUCGGGGUGCCGAAAGACAACGAGGAUGCGUACGGAUGCUCGGCGAUCAGUGGAUUCACGGAUAAUGUUCUCAUUGUCAAGCGAGGAAAGUGUGAGUUUUACGACAAGGCCAAGGUGGCGCAGGACGCAGGGGCAAAGGCUGUGUUUAUCGUGAGCGACGGCGAGGAUUUCACAACAAUGACGUGCAAUAACAACAAUCCACUCGACGUCGUCUCAGUCAUGUUGGCCGCGUCGGCUGAGAAGACACUUAUGGAGGCGGUGAACGUUCCGGGAGUGACGGCCAAAAUCGCGUUGGCUCCGAACGUGCCUUAUAAAAUGGACUUUGUGGCUUCAGGGGCGCUCGUCUUCUUCGCUCUCGCAACCAUCAUCCUCGGUGGACGUUGGUCUUUGAAGGAUACGAAGAGCAACUUAAGUUCGAAGCGUGACGAGGAGUCGGACGGGUUGAAUGAUGGAGGACGCAAUGAACGGCAGGAGGGUAUCGAGAUCAACGAGUACACGGCGUUUUGGUUUGUCCUCAUGGCAUCCGUUGUGUUGCUCAUUCUCUUCUAUUCGAUGCAACACUGGAUAUUCGUCCUUAUGCGCGGUGUUUUCGCGUUCGCCUCUUUUCAGGGCCUGCAGAUCAUUUUCUUGGAGGGCCUGAUUUCGCAGAGAAAGCCGACAUCUCACGACUCAAAACUCGUGUUGCCGUUGAUCGGCACCGUCCACAAGAUGUCCAUACCCGCCGGUGUCAUGGCAGGUAUCGUCGUAGCGACGUGGCUCAUCUUCCGACAAGCAAGCUGGGCAUGGUUAUUGCAAGACAUCAUGGGACUGGCGUUCUUGACCAACGUGUUGCGGCUCGUUCACCUGCCAAGUUUGAAGGUGGCGACCAUACUUCUUAGUUGUGCCAUGGCGUAUGACAUCUUCUGGGUGUACGUGCAGCCGCAUCUGUUUGGCAAGAAGAGCGUCAUGGUCACGGUCGCUCGUGGGGGUGAGAAGGGCGAGAGCUUGCCCAUGCUGUUUUUAUUCCCUCGCAUCAGUGGUAGCGCGGGCGAUUAUUCCAUGCUGGGCUACGGCGAUGUCAUCCUCCCGGGCUUGCUCAUCGUGCACAACCUAUUGUUUGACAACAGAAAGCGCGAAUCAGAGGUCAAGUAUUUUUACUUCUUCUGGUCCAUCGUCGCUUACGUAGUGGGAAUGUGUCUGACGUUCACGGCGCUGUAUUUCGAGGUCGGAGGUCAAGGGGGGCAGCCUGCCCUGACGUACUUGGUUCCCACAGUUGUGGGAACGACGUCUUACUUGGCUUGGCGACACAACGAUCUGGGCGAGAUGUGGCGCGGCUUCGAUGACGAAUACGUCCCUCUUCCCUCAGAAUCAUCAUCCGUGUUGUAA